CUUGACUUUGCGCUUCCGACAGAGAACACAGCCGGAGCUUAGCUUGCCUGGGAAAACCAUGUGGACGAAGGCUUAGCAGUGGUAGAUCUAAAAUGUAUCGGUGAAGAAAUCACUUAGCAGAUGAUCAAUCGCAAUCGAGUUUCGGCGUGUUUAAUCUAUUGCCCGACAUUGGGGAGGCGUUGGGCGGAAGAAUCUGAUUAGGGUUCCGAUGGGCCCUUCCCGAUUCCGCCGGCGCCAACACCCCGCUAAGCCCGAUCCAGUAUCACCUUGCGAGGCCAAGUCGGGCUUCGGCUGUAAUCAGAUCAAAGUCAUGUCAUUCCAUGGUUAUCGAUCAUGGGCUUUCCGAGGAUAAAUUGGCCGGCUCUUGUACGUACAGUGCAACGUCAUGCACACUGAAUCGGUCUUCCCCCUUUCGCGAAGUAGUUCUAUCUUCGACAUAUCGUCAAUAAUAGCCUGCAGCAGCCGACAUGGGUAAUUCAAGAUAUAGCCGUGAAGACGGACGUGAACUUGCUUUGUUGCAACACAUCUCCUCCCUGCCUCACGUAGAAACCUCCCUUCCCGGAAACCCGGAAGCAGUCUUGGCAAAAAUCGACCGAUUUGCUCGGGACCAGGCCCAUCUGAUCCAUAUCGGACCGGAGAAGGGCGCAGUGAUGACAUUUCUAAUUGCAGAACGAAAGCCGAAGAUCAUGGUCGAGCUAGGCGGCUAUGUAGGGUACUCGACCAUUCUCUUCGGUGACGCCGUGCGCCGGCCCGGUGGCAAACACUAUUUCAGCCUAGAGAUCGAUCCUGUCAAUGCGGCAAUUGCAAGCCUCCUAAUCGACCUGGCCGGCUUGAAAGAUUUUAUUAACCUUUUGGUUGCUUCUGCGCAUCUGUCUCUCGCUCGUUGAAGGGCCAGGGCGUUCUUGACGAAGGGACCGAUAUUCUCUUUCUCGAUCACUUCAAGGAUCGCUAUCUUCCUGACCUCUGGCCAGCUGAGAAGUUGGAUUUAUUGGAGCCUAGUAAGUCUGUACUGG
Aspergillus homomorphus CBS 101889 is the source of this 1013-nucleotide messenger RNA. RefSeq lists its product as uncharacterized. The record is from RefSeq and is a predicted model, not a curated record. Gene Ontology annotation, molecular function: O-methyltransferase activity. The coding region runs from base 468 to 887 and encodes 139 amino acids. Lineage: Eukaryota; Fungi; Ascomycota; Eurotiomycetes; Eurotiales; Aspergillaceae. The transcript has 2 exons.